Molecule: messenger RNA, 2434 nt
Organism: Onychostruthus taczanowskii (white-rumped snowfinch)
Lineage: Eukaryota; Metazoa; Chordata; Aves; Passeriformes; Passeridae
Gene: GRPR
Product: gastrin releasing peptide receptor
Exons: 3
Coding region: 586-1749 (387 amino acids)
Biological process (GO): G protein-coupled receptor signaling pathway
Cellular component (GO): membrane
Molecular function (GO): G protein-coupled peptide receptor activity
Source: RefSeq, a predicted model, not a curated record
GAAGCAGCGCAAGGACUGACGUCCAGAACAUCCUGCCUAUAGGAUCCGAGCCGCCAGCCGAGCCCCGCUUUCCCCCCUCGCUUUAAAUCCGGCUGGCGAUGGCAGGCGCCGAAAGCGGGAGGGAUUGGCAAUGCAGCGCGGCAGCAACUCCCGAAAGUUCUUGCUUUCUGUAACUCGCUGCUUUCGGACUCGGAGCUGCCGGGCAGACCCCGAGCUGGGAGUUUGACCAGCCCCGUUUGCGAAAAUGCCUGCCACUUGCUGGUCUUUGCAUUUGAUAUUUGGCCUUCCAGAGCUGGGGAAUACUUAACAGCAAGAGAAGUCAAGGAGGAAAAGGCAAGUUUCACAAUUCAAACAAUGCUAAAACAGGUUCUACUUUCACCUUAUGGAAACAGGACUGUGGAGCAAGCUGCAGGUGCUUUUUGGUUGGGUUGUUGACAAGAUGUGUCACAAAGUGAUAUGACUUUUAAACUCCUCUGACUGUUUAAAGCCAGCAAGGAGCAGCAAAAUUAAAACAAGAAAUUAAUUCAAGGAAUUAGAGGACUUUCAAAGAAGAAAGCUGUUUUCCGAGAAGAGCCAAGUAGGACGAUGGCAUCUGGAGAGUGCCUUCUGCUAGACCUAGAAACAGACAACUUCAUUUUCUAUAACAUCUCUGUCAACCAGAGUGCAAACUUUUCCCUCCUGGGGGAAGACUGGUUUUACCCAGCGUUCCUCUACGCCAUCCCCACUAUCUAUGGGAUCAUCAUUCUGAUAGGCCUUAUUGGCAAUAUCACUUUGAUUAAGAUCUUCUGUACUGUGAAAUCCAUGAGAAAUGUCCCUAAUUUGUUCAUUUCCAGUUUGGCUCUGGGAGACCUGCUGCUUUUAGUGACUUGUGUGCCUGUGGAUGCCAGCAGGUACCUUGCUGACGAGUGGCUGUUUGGCAGAACUGGAUGCAAACUUAUCCCCUUCAUACAGCUCACCUCUGUAGGGGUGUCAGUCUUUACUCUCACUGCUCUCUCAGCUGACAGGUAUAAAGCUAUAGUAAGGCCAAUGGAGAUCCAAGCAUCGCAUGCACUGAUGAAGAUUUGUGUGAGAGCUGCUAUAAUCUGGAUUGUAUCCAUGUUGCUUGCCAUCCCUGAAGCAGUAUUUUCAGAUCUGCACCCUUUCCAUGACAAAGGGACUAAUAAAACCUUUAUCAGCUGCGCUCCUUACCCUCAUUCAGAUGGGCUGCAUCCCAAAAUCCACUCAAUGGCAUCAUUUCUCAUAUUUUAUAUUAUUCCCCUAUCUGUAAUUUCAGUAUAUUAUUAUUUUAUUGCUAAGAAUUUGAUCCGGAGUGCUUACAACAUCCCCGUGGAAGGAAAUGUGCAUGUGAGGAAACAGAUUGAGUCCCGCAAGCGCCUGGCCAGGACCGUGCUGGUGUUCGUGUGCCUCUUCGCCUUCUGCUGGCUGCCCACUCACAUCAUCUACUUAUACCGCUCCUACCACUACUCCGAGGUGGACACCUCCGUGCUCCAUUUCAUUGCCAGCAUCUGUGCUCGGAUCCUGGCGUUCACUAACUCUUGUGUCAACCCCUUUGCUCUCUACUUGCUCAGCAAGAGCUUUCGGAAGCAGUUCAACAACCAGCUGCUGUGCUGCAGAGCUCGGCUGCUCAUCCGCUCCCACAGCAUGGCCAGGAGCACCACACGAAUGACCUCCCUCAAGAGCACCAACCACUCCCUGGCCACCUUCAGCCUGAUCAAUGGCAACCACAUCUGCCACGAAGGCUGUGUCUAAAAGGCACAGUCAGGGACAUAAUAGCUGAGCGUGGCUGCUGGACUUUGCUCCAUGGGCAUGGUGAGCAGCGCACACACGCGUGCACACGCACGUGCAAGGAGGUGUGGUGUGCUCAGAGACCUCAGAGGAGCUUGAAGCAAUCAACAUUUCAUCUUGGGCUGAGGUUGAAGCAUCCAGCAUUUCACCCUGGACUGAGGCAUCUCCAGAGCAUCAGAUCAUUGAGCGCCAGCCCACGGGAUCUCCCUGGGACUGCUGCUGUGCUUUCAGUGAGAGCAAAAUGAGCAUCUUAAGAUCAAAUCUUUUUUGGCUCUGCAGAAUCUUCAUCACUUCCUGCUCAAUCCCAAACUUAUGCAGACUUGCAGCAGUGAUAAAGACCAUAUCAGGUGCACACAGUUUGUCAGAAUAGUUGCAUCCGUCACUUCAUGGUGUAAUGUAUUUUGACAUAGAAAUAAAUCCAUUUAAAUAAGGUAAAUACUUUUACAAAGGAGUCCAGUGUAGGUCAUUUACAGACUUUUCAAGUAUUUAUUAAUGUCCUGAUUACAGUAUUAAUUCAUGGUCUAAAGAUAUCAAGAGUUUACUGGGGCAUGUCUGUGGCCCCAUCUGAAAUGAGCAGUAUCUUGCACCACGUCAAUGUGAAAGCAGUUAACGUGAAUAAAUGUGAGUUGGAAUAUGUUUACAGCUUUCA